Cyanistes caeruleus (blue tit) is the source of this 6222-nucleotide messenger RNA. NCBI's taxonomy places the organism in Eukaryota, Metazoa, Chordata, Aves, Passeriformes, Paridae. The record is from RefSeq and is a predicted model, not a curated record.
GGACACGACACCCCGGGAGACCUCGCACACCUGUGCCCUCCGUCCCUGCAGGUGCCCAAGGGAUGCCAGCCCAGCCAGCGCUCCGGGGCGAUGUUGGGGGCUGAGCUCUCCGUGGCUGGGGCUGGGGGAACCGUAGGGGGCUCAGGCCCUGGCCGGAGCGGAUGCUCCCCCUGCUCCCUGCAGCUUUGCUUCGUCCCUGAUCCUUGGUGUGUCCCAAGGAGGGACAGGAACUCUCUGCUUCCUGCCCUGCACAAUUCCCUCCCCACCCCGCUCCUCCCGGGACAUUGUAUUUGGAGCCCUGGCUGGCUCCCUCCCUCCGCCCCUGCAGCCCCUUGGAUCCGGGAAUUGCUCUUCUUCCAGCGGAAAUCCUGCUUUCCCGGCCAGCGAUGGGGCUGGAAGGCUGGGGAAGGGGGGCUGCCUCACUACUGAGCAUCUUCUGCCAGAGAGGGGUGCGAGAGGACCCCUCUGUCAUGGGUCUGGUGGCUGACAGGUGGGCUUGUGGAGAUGGCUUCUGGGGCUUGGCAAGUCCUUUAUUUUCCAUCCCAGGGAAUAGCCCUGCUUGUGGGCAUGCAGGGGAUGGAGUGUCAUCCCUCCUUGUUCUGGAGGAACCUGCUCCCACUGGGAGCCGCAGGGGACUCACCAGGCACUGGGUGACUUGGGAGGACUGAGCUCCAUCCCCAGGUAUCCUCUGGGUGGAGUUGGGGCUGGGGGCAGCAGGGAAGGGGCAGGGACACACCACCAUCUGCUACAGAGCUGGAACAAGGAGCAGAUGGGGGAGGCAGAUGUGGCCUCUUGUCCCCUCCCCAGGUCUGUGGAGUCCUGGACAUGGGAUGGGAACCCAGCUCCAGGUCCUGUGUCCUGAUGAGCCACCUUCUUCUUCUGCGCUGCAGCUACCUCAUGCCUAAGGUUUCCUGCUGGUACAAGGGAUCUCCAGAGCCACAGGGUGACAGAGGAACCUCAGUGGCACCAGGCUGGGCUGUGCAGCCCUCUCGGUUCCUCUUCCCAGGGAGCGAGAGCAAAGCAGAAUGACAGUGCGGGACAAGGCACGGGGGGAUUCGGGAUACCCAGGGGGCUGCAGCCCUGCUGUCAUCCCUGCCUGACCCUCCCAGCUGCCACCAUCCCCAGGGCUCGAGGUCCUGCCAGUCCUGUGGCCUCUUGAUGGCCACAGCACCAUCCUCUUCCUUCCCCCCCACCCCACACCGCGCUCCUGCUGCUUCCUCUUCCCACUGCAUAGCUGCUGUGUGAGUUCCUCUGGCAGCUACCUCUUGCCCAGGGGGUUUGUGGCCCCCUCAGCCUGGCAAAUGCCACCGUGGCUUGUCUCCACGGCAUGGAGCGUGACAGUCCCAGCACCCCCGUACUGCUCCCUGUGGCUGCAUCCCCCCAGAGCCCGAGGUCUCCACUGCUGUUCUUCCUCCCAUCAGGGGGGUGGAGGCAGGCCGCGGAGGUGACCCCAGGGGUACCCCGGCCCUGCAGGUAACACUUGGGGUGACAGUUGGGUGUGCAAGGGGUAUUGUGCCCUGUCUAGGAGCUGGGGGUGGGGCUGAGCUGCCCCAUGUCCCAGGGGCCUGGGGAGCAGAUGGAUGGGCAGUGAGGGAUGUGCCCGGCGGGACAGGGGUGAUCAGUUGGCUGGGUCUCAGUGCAGGGCGGGACCUGGCAGCUCGGCCGGGACUGGUGCCGGGGGAGCCAAGGCGGGAAGGGCUCAGUUGCCAUCUGCUCCCCGGCUCCAAGCAGCUCCUUUUUGGGAAAGCUGGAGCCAGACACCACCGCACAACCGGCAGCCACGGCAGCAGCUGCGUCCCCUUCCCAUGGACAGCGCGAGGGGAUGGCUCUGGGCCACCCUGGGGUGAGCUCAGGGGGCUCUUGGAUGCGCAGGGAAAGGGAGGCCUGGGUGCAGUCCUGCUGCACAGCACCUGAAGCCUUGAUGCUUCGAUGCUGGGGGGUUGCACUUGCCUGGAAGAUGCUCCUUGCCAUCCCCAUCCCUGCUGGCAGCCGUGGCAGCUCCACUGCUUGGUCAGCACUGAAAUUCAGCAAAAUGGGAAGUUUCUAAAUGUGGUGGGUGGGUGAUUCCCACCCAGGGGGAACAGGAUUUGUGAGAGCCAGGGUUGUUCAUUAGUUUAAAUAGCCACUAAUUGUCAUCAGGAAUAAAAUCCCCAACCAGCCGAGUUUCCUCAGAUUUGGCAAUGCUGCCCUGUCAGCAACGGCUGUGGCCUUGCCACACUACCAGUGUGGAAAACAGAGAUGGAAGGGGAGAGCUGGGCUCUUUCCAACCCUACUGAGUGUGAGGAAAGGGAAUCAAUGACUGGGAAAACCUGCCUGAAACAUCUCAUCCACCCCAAAAUCUUUGUCUCCUCCUGCUCAGUGGAGUGCAGAGGACAGGACACCUUCCUGCUCCUUGCCUCUGCUCUCAGCUGGAGACAGAGUGACCUUCAGCACGCUGCAGACUGGAGUGCUCUGCCCAGUGCAGACUGGGCAGACUGGUGUGGGUGGGUGCCCGGCAGCCAGGACAAAGGGCUGGGGAUGGAUGUCUCCUUACAGCCGUGACAGGAGAGAUCCCAUUUCCUCCUCCUCUGUGACACCUUCUCACCACAUGCGGCUGGAAGAGCCUGUCCUGACCACAGCGAUGUGAGAGGGGACCUUUCUCCCCAAAACACCCAGUCCCUGCCAAGCUGAGGGUGUGGGGAUGGGGCCGCUUUGGGGGCUCCUUCCACUGGGUCUGGCUCCCCUUCAGCCUCGGGGAUGCAGCUGCCCUGAGAGGACGUGAGCGGUGUGGUGAGGACACAGUGAGAAAAAAGCACACUUGAGGAUGUGGCUUCAGCCUGCACCGGGCUGCCGCAGCCCUCGGAGGAAUGUUACAGCUUUGUGGGGGUGUUGCAGAUCACGCAGAUCAUUGUAGCUCACGCAGUGGGGUUGCAGCCUUUGACAGGAUGUUGUAGCCCAUGCAGGGGUGUUCUGGCUCCUGCAGGGGUAUCACAGCCUGUGCAUGGGUGCUUUGGUCUGUGCAGGGCUGUUGUAACUCCUGCAGGGAUGUUACAGCCGACGCAAGUGGUGUUGCAGUCCAAGCCAUUGGUGUUGCAGCCCGUGUAGAGGUGUUAUAGCCCAUGGCAGGGGUGUUACAUCCUCUUAUGGGGUGUUUCAAUCUAUUCAGGGGUAUUUUAUCCCUUGGCAGAAGUGUUUCAGCAUGUGCAGGGGUGUUUCAGCCCUGGAAGGGGUAUUGCAGUCCAUGCAGAGGUGUUGCAGCCUGUACAGGGUUAUUUUAUUCCGUGGAGGGGUGUUCCAGCCCAUGGCAAGGGUGUUUCCCCCCCACCUGAUGCCCUCCCUGGUGUCCACAGGUGACUCUUCUCCUCCCUGAAGUGACAUGGAGCAGCUGAAGUGACCUGAGGAGCCGUCGCAGUGAGUGGAGCCACCGUGGAGCACCCACGGGUGCCAGGGGGCCGUGGGGUCCCCUGGGCAGCACAGCCCUCUUUGCAGCGGUGCCUCUGGCGGUGCCCAUGGGGACCCCAGUGCCCCCCUGGUGUCCAGUACGCCAAGCUGGGGGGUGGCAGAGCCCCCCGGGGCCGGCGGGGUGCACCCAGCGCCCGCAGCCAUGGGUGCGCACCCCGCGCCCUGCCGGGCUCACGGACCCUCUGUCCCACAGGCGGUGCCCGGGAUGGGCUGUGUGCCCUGCAAAGAGAAGGGGGCUGGCAAAGGGCAGGCAGGGGGAGAGGGAGGCUCCCUCCAGCCCCCUGUCUCCCAGUACGACCCCGACCCCACGCAGCCAGGGGCCGCCUUCACCCGCAUCCCCGACUUCAACAACUUCCAGGGGCCAGCGGUGCCCCUGGCCCCGUCCUUUGCGGAGCCGGGGGGCUUCACCUCCACCGUGCUGCAAACGCGGAGCGGGGGCAUCACAGGCGGGGGGGUGACGCUCUUCAUCGCCCUGUACGACUAUGAGGCCAGGACGGAGGAUGACUUGUCAUUCCAGAAAGGGGAGAAAUUCCACAUCAUCAACAACACGGAGGGGGACUGGUGGGAGGCCAGGUCACUGAGCUCGGGUGCCACGGGCUACAUCCCCAGCAACUACGUGGCCCCUGUGGACUCCAUCCAGGCAGAAGAGUGGUACUUUGGGAAGAUCGGGCGCAAAGACGCAGAGCGGCAGCUCCUGUGCCACACCAACUGCAGAGGCACCUUCCUCAUUCGGGAGAGUGAGACAACCAAAGGUGCCUACUCCCUCUCCAUCCGGGACUGGGAUGAGGCCAAGGGAGACCACGUGAAGCACUAUAAGAUCCGCAAACUGGAUAGCGGGGGGUACUACAUCACCACCCGUGCCCAGUUCAACACCGUCCAGCAGCUGGUCCAGCACUAUAUAGAGCGGGCAGCUGGGCUGUGCUGCCGCCUGGCCGUGCCGUGCCACAAGGGAACCCCCAAACUGGCCGACCUCUCAGUCAAAACCAAAGAUGUGUGGGAGAUCCCCCGUGAAUCCCUCCAGCUCCUCAAGAAGCUGGGAAAUGGGCAGUUCGGGGAAGUCUGGAUGGGCACAUGGAAUGGCACCACGAAGGUGGCGGUGAAGACGCUGAAGCCCGGGACCAUGUCCCCUGAGGCUUUCCUGGAGGAGGCUCAGAUCAUGAAGCGCCUGCGGCACGACAAGCUGGUGCAGCUUUACGCCGUGGUGUCGGAGGAGCCCAUCUACAUUGUCACCGAGUUCAUGAGCCAGGGGAGCUUGUUGGAUUUCCUGAAGGAUGGGGACGGUCGCUACCUGAAGCUGCCCCAGCUGGUGGACAUGGCUGCCCAGAUUGCGGCGGGCAUGGCGUACAUUGAGCGGAUGAACUACAUCCACCGGGAUCUCCGUGCUGCCAACAUCCUGGUGGGGGACAACCUCGUGUGCAAGAUCGCUGACUUCGGCCUCGCUCGCCUCAUCGAGGAUGAUGAGUACACAGCGCGGCAGGGUGCCAAGUUCCCCAUCAAGUGGACGGCUCCGGAGGCUGCGCUUUUUGGGAGGUUCACCAUCAAGUCUGAUGUCUGGUCCUUUGGCAUCCUCCUGACUGAGCUGGUGACCAAAGGCCGGGUGCCCUACCCAGGGAUGAACAACCGAGAGGUGCUGGAGCAGGUGGAGCGGGGGUACCGCAUGCAGUGCCCGGGGAGCUGCCCCCCGUCCCUGCAUGAGGUGAUGGUGCAAUGCUGGAAGAGGGAACCUGAGGAACGCCCCACCUUUGAGUACCUCCAGUCCUUCCUCGAGGAUUAUUUCACUGCCACUGAGCCCCAGUACCAGCCCGGGGACAACCAGUGACCCAUGCUGGCACCCUCAGAAAGCUCCGGGGUGGCUUUGGGGUGAAUCUCCUUUUUUCUUUAGAGGUCGUUGCUUCCUUUGGCUGUGCCCCCCCAAAUGCCUUUGCAUUGCAGUGCUCAGGGUGCCCAGGGAGGACACAGAGCUUUGCACAAGGAUGUUGGACUCAGAGAGGAGACAAACUGUGUGCCCCAGUCUCCCCUUACCCCACUCCCUUUAUUGUCUUCACACCCAGCUUUGAACCUGAGAAGGGCUUUGGCUGCAGGGGGGACUGUGGGGUACCCCCAUGAGCCCUCCAGACACCUCCAGACCCGCAGCAGCAGAGGGCUUGGGGGAGCUCCCCAUGCCAGCCCCAGUCUCUUCUGGGAGCACAGCUGGGUGGGUUUCAGCCCCCCAAAAACCUGGCACUGAUCUGUGGGAGGUCAUCUCAACCCUCCCUCCCGGUAUAUCUCCUUUAAUUUAUAAGAUUUUAUAUGUCUCCACCAAGCAGCCCCUACCAAGGGAUCCCAGUAUUUGGGGGACCCCUUUGUCCCCUGCCUCACCUCCUCUGCUUUACGGCACAGCCAAGUCCUGAAAGCCAUACAGCCACCUCCGCUUGUGCUGGGGGACAGGGGGCCAUAAGGACCUGGGGGGACCCUGGCAGGGGGACAGCUCUGCCCCAGGGCUGUUCCCUCCUGCCCUGCGGGGGCAGGACGAGGGUACAGGAUGGGGUCACCCCACAGCACAUGGGGAGGUCAUGGCUCAGUGCUCUGCACCGGGAAUUAAGGAGGCCUGGGGGUGUCAGUGUGAAUGUGAGGGCUUCAGGGGGGAGGGUGCCACCCUGCCUGCUGCCUCUCCAGGCACUCCCAUUCUUGAGUGGGGUCCCAGCCCUGUGCCCCACAGCCAGUAACCCUCCCACACCCCCAGGGCAGGGCUGUGGGUAGACAGUGCCAUGGCGGGGAGGGAAGGGCAGGGGAGGGAUUUGU